Macrosteles quadrilineatus (aster leafhopper) is the source of this 4841-nucleotide messenger RNA. Its product is annotated as DNA mismatch repair protein Msh6-like. The coding region runs from base 291 to 3815 and encodes 1174 amino acids. Gene Ontology annotation, biological process: mismatch repair. Lineage: Eukaryota; Metazoa; Arthropoda; Insecta; Hemiptera; Cicadellidae. Gene Ontology annotation, molecular function: ATP-dependent DNA damage sensor activity; ATP binding; mismatched DNA binding. Gene Ontology annotation, cellular component: nucleus; MutSalpha complex. The transcript has 24 exons. The record is from RefSeq and is a predicted model, not a curated record.
AUUAGGAAACAAAGUGAAGUGAUAUAAAAUUGGUAUUUUGAUAUUCGUCUAUUUUAAAUUACAGUUUGUCAUACGAUACCGGUAAUGUUGUAAUUUUUUCUAUUAAUUCUAUACUAUUCUAUUAGUAACUUAGUUCAACAUUCUUUUAAUAGACCUAGUGCCUAUCAACUGCAGACAUUAAGGUUAUGUAUUACCAGACCACUUGAUAUUUAUUUGAGUAGGCUAACUCAUUCUUUACAAGAUCUAAGUCUAACAUUACAUGUUAUAAAGCCAGUUUUCAAAACCCUACAAUGUCCAAAAAUACUCUGUUCAACUAUUUUUCGAAGCCACCUGGAUCAGCGUCAAAAAGCAGCCCUAGCACAAAACCCACUGAAACUCCGAAAACUCCUGCAAGUAAACGAAAAUUUGAAGAGAACGAAAAAGAAAAUAAGACUACACCAAAUUCAUCUAUAAAUGGGAAAAAGAAUGGAAGCUCCUCUAAAACACCUGUUAAUAGAUCGGCUAAAAAGCAGAAAUCAGAGUCCAAACCUAAAAAAGAGAUUGUUUUUAAAUCUGAAAGUGAAGAAGAAGCAGUAACACCUCCAGAGAAACGGAGAAGACUGAUUGAAAUUGACAGUGAGGGAGAUGCCACGGAGGAUGAAUUUAAACCAGAUGACUGUGAAGAAAGUUCUGACAAUGAAUCGUUAUCUGAGCAUUCGGAAUCUGAACCAGAGUCUGUUUCGGAAGGCGAGGACAGUCCAGUCAAGGGUAAAAAGCGCAAAGCACCUAGUGGUAAGAAGAAUGGUAAAAAAGCAGCGCCUAGUGUUACGCCUGGCAAGCAGAAAAUUUCGUUACAGCCUUCCACGCCUGCAACUCCUACAAGUAAAGAGAAAGUGUCUUCUGACAGAGACAACUGGCCACAUUUGAAGUACGAUUUCCUCCAACCCAAUAGAAUCAAGGAUAUUAAGAUGAGGCCAGCGAGUCACCCGGAGUACGAUCCUAAGACGGUUCAUGUUCCUGAGGACUUCAAGAUGAAAUUAAGCCCAGGAAUGAGGCAAUGGUGGGAAUUGAAGUCGAAACACUUUGAUUGCGUGAUAUUUUUCAAAGUGGGAAAGUUCUAUGAACUUUAUCACAUGGAUGCUGUGAUUGGAGCCAAUGAGUUAAAUCUUCUCUACAUGAAGGGAGAAUUUGCUCACACUGGUUUCCCGGAGGUAGCCUAUGGCAAGUACGCAGCCUCCAUGGUCGAGAGGGGGCAUAAAGUGGCUAGAGUUGAACAAACCGAGACGCCAGAUAUGAUGGCCGAGAGGGUUAAAAGAGGAAAAUCUACAAAAUUCGAUAAAGUUGUGAAACGAGAAAUCUGUCAGCUGACAACGAAGGGAACAAAAGUGUUCAGUGUUCAAGAUGGAGAGUCUGUGAAUGCAGAUAGUAACUUCCUGGUGGCUCUCACUGAAAAGGACGUGGAAGGCAAGUCAGUAUAUGGAGUGUGUUUUGUAGACACGUCUAUAGCAGUGUUUCACCUGGGACAGUUCACUGAUGACAAACAUUGCUCCAGACUACGCACUCUGUUUGCUCACCAUCCUCCAGCUCAGAUUCUGUAUGAGAGAGGACAGCUGUCACCUCGGACACUCCAGGUACUCAACACUUCUCUAGUCACAGUGAUGAAGGAACAGUUGGCUCCAGAGUCAGAGUUCUGGAGCUCCACCAAGACGCUGACCACACUCUCUGAGCGCAAGUACUUCGAAGAUGGAACUCCUGAGGGCCUCAAGCAAUUCCUUGGAGAAUUUGACACACUAGGGCUGACUGCUCAUGAUGAUGCGGACCUUGCAGUUCGGGCCCUUGGUGCUGUCACCUGGUAUCUAUCAAGAUGUCUGCUAGAUCAACAGUUAUUGUCCAUGGGACAGUUCAAAGUUUAUGUACCUGUCGACUGUGAUAGUUCUGUGGUUUUGGAGGAGAAAAAACCAGAGGAUACAAUAACUGCUAGACAUAUGAUUCUAGACUCAGUUACAUUGAAAAAUCUUCAUGUGUUAGAAAAUUCUUGCGGAGGUACAACAGGGACGCUACUGUACAAAUUGGAUCAUUGCUCCACCCCUAUGGGCAAGAGAUUGCUGAGGCAGUGGCUUUGCAACCCGGUGACCAGCAUCAGCAGUAUUUGCGCCAGACAAACAGCUGUUACGGAGCUGAUUGGUCGACCUGAACUCAUUCAAGAUGUCCGACCUCUGAUGACCAAGCUACCUGACUUGGAGAGGCUACUAGCAAGGAUUUACGCGCAGAGCAGCCGAGGCUUGAGCCCAUCGCACCCGGACAGCCGAGCGAUAUUCUUCGAAGAACGAACAUACUCUAAGAAGAAAAUAGAAGAGUUCAUUUCAGUAUUAAACGGAUUCAAUGCUGUGCAGGAUAUUGCUCUGAAAUUUCAAGAGUCUGGCGUCGGCGAAGAAUCGGAAAUGCUUGCCCAAUGUUCUCAUUUUGAGACUUCAAACCGUCCUGGAAAAUUCCCAGAUCUUACCAGUCAUCUAGAUUUCUUUAAGAAUGCGUUCGAUCACGAGGAGGCCAGCAAGGAAGGUAACAUAGUGCCGAGUCCCGGAGUUGACCCAGACUACGACCAAGCUGUUGAAGCUCUCAGUGUGUUAGAGAAGAAGCAGAAGGCGUACCUCAAGAGUCAGUGUGAAUAUUUUGGAUGCAAGGUGUCGUUUGUUGGUGCUGACAAGAAGAGGUUCCAACUGGAAAUCCCUGAACCAGCUGUUCGCAAAAUUACUUCCUCUGAAUACCAGCUGCAGGGGCAGAGGAAAGGGUUCAAGAAGUACUAUACACCUGAAGCUAAGGAACUUCUUGAAGAGCAAAUAGCUGCCGAAGAAAGGCGAACAAAUGUUCUACACGGGCUCAGGAAAAGAAUUUUCUCUCGGUUUAGUGAAAGGUAUGAGGAUUGGAUAUCGGCCAUUCAGUGUCUCUCAGUGUUGGAUGUUCUGAUGGCGUUUGCUGAAUACAGCAGAGGUCAAACCACUGACGUUUGUAUCCCUGAGUUCGUACCAGCUGACUCCUGUGUGCAGCCGUUUGUGACACUAAGGAACGGCAGCUACCCGUGCACAACGGCCGAGGAAGUCUUCAUCCCCAACGACACUGUGAUAGGAGACAAGGACACCCUCAGUCCCAGUCUGUUGCUGGUGACGGGACCCAACAUGGGAGGCAAGUCCACACUGAUGAGGCAGCUGGGGCUGAUUGUCAUCAUGGCACAGUUGGGUUGCCGAGUACCAGCUGAGAGUUUGAAGCUGAGUCCAGUGGAUCGUAUCUUCACAAGACUCGGUGCCAAUGAUGACAUCAUGGCAGGGGAGAGUACCUUCUACUUGGAGCUGUGCGAGACAUCGGCUAUCCUGGCACAUGCUACGAAACACUCACUCGUGCUUAUUGAUGAGUUGGGCCGAGGCACCUCUACAUACGACGGAACAGCCAUUGCCAACGCUGUGUUACGGGAGCUUACUGACAUGCAGUGUAGAACACUAUUCUCAACUCACUACCACUCACUCGUGGAAGACUUCAAAGACUACAAGAACGUAGCGUUGGGACAUAUGGCAUGUAUGGCGGAAUCAGAGAUGGACGAAGACUCUGAAGGUAUGCAGGAGAACGUAACGUUCCUGUACAAGUUCGCCCCGGGAGCGUGUCCAAAGUCGUACGGAUUCAACGCCGCUCGCCUCGCCGGCGUGCCUAAACACAUCAUAAAGCUCGGCUACGCUCACGCUAAAGCCCUCGAGGCUGAGUGUCAUCUGCGGAAAACUUUCCAGUCAGUUUUCCGCAAGGAUUUCAACGCAGCCGAGUUCAAGCAACAGGUCACCGCAGUUUUGUAAGUUUGAGAAAGCUUGUCGAGUAAGUUUUUGACAAAUGGACGUUGAUUUAGGUUUGUCGAGUUCCUAUUUGGUCCACCUUCUUUGUUGAUUGUUAUUUUAUGUUAAGCUCUAGGAUAGGAGUUUUCAGUCAUAAGACUUUCCCCAUUACGGAACCACUGUAAAAAUUUCCCUAAAAAAUUUCAAACAUUUUAUUCUGUGAUGAAAUUUAUUAAAGGUAUACUAGACAAGAAACCCGUUAUGUAGGUGUAUUUCGUGCAGUAUUUCAAAAAGUAAAACCAUUGUAUGUUUUUAUAAAGCCAGAAUUUGGUGUCAUGAAAAAUAACGGCUAAAAUAUACUUCUUCAGACAGUCCUUGACAUUUAAGCUUGUAGUAAACUUUCUCUAUAUUUUGGCGGUUGUUAGAAAUUGGGAUGAUUAUCAUGAUGACGAUGAGUUUUUAAAAUAACCGUUAAAACAUUUGUAGCGAGUUUUGAUUGUCAAGGAUUAUUUGACUACAUAUUUCAUAGCCAUUAUUUGUCUGAAAAGAUGGGAAACGAUGCGUAUCAAUUAAGUAUGCCCAAGAUUAAUACUUCACUAAGUAACAUCACAUUUCGUCUCCUUCUACUUCAUAUCUUUAAUGACUUUACCUUAUAAAUGUUGACUAAAGAUCGCAUUAAGUACAAAAAUAAUUGUUACUACCGCUAGUUUGUUAGUGUUACUGUUCUAGUUAAAUUUAAUUCCCCAAGUAGUUAUCUGUUAUUAUUAAGUUUAGUUUUACAAUGUUUUUUUUGCACUGCAUUGUUAUGUAAAAUCUUAAAAGUUUGUAAAAAGAGUGCUCAUAAAUUUAAAAGUCCUAUACGAAGUAACAAACUUUUUCAUUUAAAUAAUUAGUUCAAACAUUACAGUAUUUUGGAAUGAUUACUAUGUACAAUUGAGAUCAAAAUCAUAGAAAAUUGAAUGACUUAUUAAUUUGUUGCUAUUUAAUUCAUUUACCGAUAGUGUUAGAACCACAGCCAAUUUACUCACUGAACCAGUUAUACUCAAUUUA